Messenger RNA from Funneliformis geosporum, 927 nucleotides. NCBI's taxonomy places the organism in Eukaryota, Fungi, Glomeromycota, Glomeromycetes, Glomerales, Glomeraceae. The record is from the annotation of a GenBank genome assembly.
UGUAGAGACUGAAACUAAAACUGUCGCUCCAACUAAUUUACCCCUCGACUGGAAAAAUAAAAUAGACAGUUUAUCUAAAUUGGAGGAUGAAAAUGCGAAAUUAGUCAAGCGUCCUAAUAUCACCGCCGAAGAGUUUGCGAAAUAUAAAAGCCCGGCACUAGUAGAUGAAUUAGAAAAGUCAAUCCGGAAAGAAUACCAAGAUUUUAUUAAUCCUACCAACCAAGAGAAAAUAAUAACUAUUGCUCGCCAAGUAGGUCUAAUUAAUCCUAAUAAUGAUACUGAACUGCUAACUGCUAAUUUAGUUAAAAAAUCAGAGCAUGAAACUUUGGUUAAUAAAUUAAAUCAAAUUGAAAUAGAAAAGAAAGGAUUACAGGAAACUAAUAAACAAAAAGAAAUUCAGUUAAAAGAGUUGAAAACUCAACAGACUAAAUCCCAAGAAAAGGAGUCUGAUACACUUUGGAAUAUCUUCCAUUGCUUAACUAAUGCGGUUAGUGCGGGGGUUGGUUAUAAAUUAGAUGAGCAUGUUUGUUCUAAAUGUUCUCAUAAUUAUUAUGAUGAAUUGUUAGACAAAGAAAGAAAAAUAGUGGAGCAAUUAAACCGAGAAUUAAAAUUAGGAUUAACCAAAUUAGAUUUAGGGCAAGCGAUUAAUAAAAUUAAAGAACUAAUUCUUCCUCCUAUUGAUUUAAUUGAUAAUGCUUCGGACUUGAAGAGUUUAUCGGCAAGGGUUUCCCAACAAUUAACUAGUCAUAAUGAAAGUAAUAAACAGAAAGCGGUGCAAGAAGUAAAAACUAGUCGGUAUACCGAAAGAUUUAUUUGGAUUAGUCUGCUAGUAAUUAGUUUAAUGGUGAUUGGUGGUCAAUUAGAAUUAACUAAGCAACUCCUAACUAAGUUAAGGAAAUAUGAAGAAUUAAGCAAAGAGCAGAGGCA